AUGAAUCAUGAGAUCAAAAGGGUGACAGUUGUUUCGUCCUUGGACUGUGCAAUGGAGUGUACAGCGACACGUGAAUGCAGAUCUUUCAGUUUUAAUUCAAAUGAAAGCGUGCAGGGUAACUGUCAGCUGAAUGACGCCACACAAAGUAUAUGCUCACCUUCUGAGUGCAAAAAGUCUGAUGGACUUGCGUAUUACGAAGCCAGCCAAUUGGUUAGUAAAUAUUACCAGUUUUUAUGCAAAAAAGAGAUGUACUCUGUUUAGGAUUCAGACUUACUCAGACAUUAUAUAAAGGGUUUGACUGUACUGAAGUAUAACAUAACGAGAAAUUCUACAGGAAAGUUAAAGAACCUUUCCCAAUUACACAUCCCUAUUGUAAACUUUUUGCAGGCUACAGAAAUUAAGCUUCCUUUUCCCAAGUAAACAAGAGAAAAAGCCAGAUCACCGGGUUUUCCUUUUCACCUGAAAUGAAUAUCAACUACGAAUCGGUGAAAGGGAAGGAAAGUGUUUAAAUGGUAGCCCAGCGUUCAGUUAGUAUAACGAAGCGCCAUGAUAAACGAUGCAAUAGUGAAGAAGGAGUGAAAGCACGAAGGGGGUUUGGGUCGGGUCGACAAACAUUUUUCGUUAAAACAUUUCCGAUAACUGGGUGAAGAGAAGCAUCAUGGGGUCGGGUCGCACCACCAAACAAACAUUGAUCAAUUUUCGUUAAAAACAUUUCCGAAUAACUGCUCUGAAGCAACAAAUGAUUUCUUUUGAUUUGUUGCAGGGAGAUGUCAAUUGCAUGAAAGCUCGCUGUUUUGAAAGUUGUUCAGGAGAGUCAACUUUCUUGUCACAGGAAAACAUAUGGGGACCGCUGCGAAUUCUGGACAGGUUUGGUGUCUUGUUAGGGUACAUAAGUCAUUAA
Messenger RNA from Pocillopora meandrina, 901 nucleotides. The record is from the annotation of a GenBank genome assembly. Lineage: Eukaryota; Metazoa; Cnidaria; Anthozoa; Scleractinia; Pocilloporidae.